AUGGACGUUGUAGUAUUUUCACAGAGGCUACAAAGGCUAUUAGCAGGAGAUGAAGGUUUUUUGCCGGAAGAAGUUAAAGAAGUGCUUCGGAAGAUUCAAACUGAUUUUGAACGCAUGACUUCCUUCUUAACGGAACAUCAACACAACCUUAUUGGUAAUUUCCUUUUUACGUAUAAUUCAAAUCCACAAAUCUGGGAUGUCAAAAUGCAACUGAUCGACUAUUCUCAUGAAUCUGAUACGGCCAUUGACAUAAUCUUGCUCAACAUCAUGCAACACAAGAGCCACAUCUAUGGAAUUGAAUUACUGAGGUGUCUCAUGCACGAAGGUGAAGAGAUUGCAUCAAAGCUACCUCAAGUCAACUAUUCUUCUCCUUCAUCACACAGAGGAGUGAAGGUGCAGAGGGGGGAAAGGACGCUCAUCAACAACAAACCCCGAUUGGUGGGUCGUGAAGUAGAGACGAAGAAUUUGUUAGAUCUUUUGAUUGAGGGGGACCCUUCACUUUCCUCAAUUUCAAUUAUUAGUGGAGUUGGUGCUGACGGGAAGACUGCACUCGCUGCGGAAGUUUACAACAGCAAUUACGUAAAGAACUACUUUGACUGCCGGGCUUGGAUUGAGGUAUCUUUUAACUACAAUAUCCUCAAGAUAUUGGACGACAUUUUGAAGUCUGUGAUGCCUUCUUCAUUAUGGAGUGAUCUUAUAGAUAAAGAUUGUGAGUUAAAGAGAAAUGCUCUUCGUGAUUUCCUGACAAACAAAAGAUACUUGAUUGUGUUGGACGAUCUCUGGACAUAUAAUUCUCGGAAUGAUUUCAUCCAGACUCUUCCUGAUGAUCAUAAAGGAAGUAGAGUACUUAUAACGACCAAAAUUCCUGAAGUUGGUGAUAACUGGGACGCCCGUCAUCUUGAAAUAUGGACACUCUCUCAAGAAGACACUUGGGAGAUGUUACUUGAUAGGGUUUUUAUCAAAGAGGUCAGUCGGCUUGAGCUACAGCCUCUGAUAGAAACAUUGGGAAAAUUUUGUAGAGGGUGGCCUCUAGCCAUCUUAUGCAUUUCAGGUUUGUUGUCAGAGAUGGAUAUUCAAGAUCUUUUCUUGAAGCUGGCUCUUCACUGUGAUGAAGCAAAAAAAUUAAAAUUGCCAUCACCCUGUUGGAUUCCGUCUUACUCUUACCUGAAUCUACCUUUGAACUUGAGACCCUGUUUUCUUUAUUUUGCUGUCUUUCCUGAAGGCUUUGAGAUAUUCACAUGGCACUUGUAUCAGCUUUGGAUUGCUGAAGGUUUCAUUCAUGAUAACAGUGAGGCAACUGCUGAGGAGUACUUGAAACACCUAGUACAUGCGGGCUUUGUGCAAGUAAAUAAGAGAACAUCUGGAGGUAGAAUUAAAACAUGCAACAUUCAUGGUUAUAUCCGGGAUGUUUUAUUUAUCAUGGCUGAGAUGGAGAAGUUUAUCCAGGUUCAUCUUAAAAUUGAAAAUAAGCCGCCACUUAAAAUAUACAAACGGCUCUCUAUUCAUUUUGAUGACAGCAGAUUUGUUCCGCCAGAGUACUCUGCCCCAUAUCUCUCUUCUCUGUUGUGUCUUGGCUCGAAAAGCGACAAUCUGGCCGAGAUAGAUUGCAUUUACAUUUCUGAAAACUUCAAACUCCUCAAGGUAUUAGAUUUGGGAACUCUGGUUCUAAACCAUUAUCCCACUGGAAUACAAGCUUUAUUUCUUCUGAGGUACUUAAAGUUGAAUAUUCCUUCCCUUACCAGAAUUCCUUCACAGUUAUGCAACAAUCUUCUCAACCUGUGCACUUUGGUCAUGCCAUAUACCUUCAUAGAUAAUACAACAGAUGAUAUUUGGAAGAUGCACAAACUGAGGCAUCUGAAUUUCGGGCUCAUCAAAUUGCCUGCACAUCCUUGGAAAUAUUGUAACUCUCUGAAAAAUCUCAAUUUCAUAUCAACCUUACACCCCAGUAGUUGUACUCAAGAUAUACCAAGCAGACUGCCUAAUCUUCGAAGUCUUCAAAUUUAUGGAAACUUGAAUUCAUAUCAAUCUAUGCUGUUCAAAAGCCUCCGUGAACCAGUCAACCUUGAAUCAUUGAAGCUGGUGAAUAAAAGAGAGAUCUCAAAGCCCUCACCAAUUAUCCUGAGCAAGUAUCAGUUUCCUCCACGACUAACCCAACUGAGCUUGUCAAAUACUGAACUGAAGGAUGAUCCCAUGCCAACAUUGGAGAAACUACAGCAUCUUAAAAUCCUCAAGCUGAAGCACAAUCCUUAUUCUGGUAGAAAGCUGACUUGCACCUCUGGUGGUUUCCCAAAGCUCGAGGUUUUGCAUCUGAAAUCAAUGCUGUGGCUAGAAGAGUGGACAAUGGAAGCAGAAGCCAUGCCAAACCUCAAAUGUUUGGUUUUCAAUCCUUGUGCUUUCUUGAGAAAGCUUCCUGAAGAGCUAUGGCGCAUUAAGACUCUCAAUAAAUUGGAACUAUGGUGGCCACGACCGGAGCUAAAGCAAAGAAUAAACGAUUUUGAGGAUGUGGAGAGAUACCACAUUCAAAUAUACCCAUAUGGACUCUGA
Messenger RNA from Mangifera indica (mango), 2544 nucleotides. Its product is annotated as probable disease resistance protein RF45. Gene Ontology annotation, molecular function: ADP binding. The transcript has a single exon. Gene Ontology annotation, biological process: defense response to other organism. The record is from RefSeq and is a predicted model, not a curated record. Lineage: Eukaryota; Viridiplantae; Streptophyta; Magnoliopsida; Sapindales; Anacardiaceae. Bases 1 to 2544 code for a protein of 847 amino acids.